AAUUCUAGCCAAAAGCGCACAGUUAUUUUUUGAGUGGUGAAGUGUUGUGUUGUGGUGGCUAAAAUCGAUAGCAACUACCACAGAGAUUAUAUUCAACGAUCUCAUCCGAGCCAGUUAACACCCUUGCAUUACAGCAGAAAUUAUUUAUAAGAAAAAUUGGAAUAGAACCCAACAAGCUGACUGAACACAGAUUUUUCUAGUCUACUGUCCCACAAAACUACUUUACACAAUGGUACGGCAUAGAAGUCUAAUCGCCCUGGCAUGUUGUGUCCUGGUAUGCAGUAUGAACUUACUGCUUAUUCAGGCCCAGACAACACAGAAAGCCGUACCUCUAGCCAAUUCAACAGCAGCUCCUACAGCAGCAUCAUCGUCGGCAUCAUCUACGACGGCAACAACAACUCCAAAGCCAAAGAUAAAAAUUGCCGACAGUGAUUUAUGCAAGAAAAAAUGCUCAUGUGACCUGAAAUACUUUCAAAUCGAUUGCAGCAGUAAAUCUCUAAAAACCUUAUUCUCUAAGGAAGAUUGGGACACACUAGUCAAUGGUGAUGUCAUAUUUUCAACCAUCAAAUUUAACAACAACAGCAUUACCCACAUUCCCAUCUUACCCUCAUAUCCUGUUGAAAACUUGUACUUGAGUUUUAACCAAAUCAACAAUAUCAGCCUGGGGGCCUUCCAAAAUCUCAACAAAUUGGCUAAGCUGGACUUAUCGCAUAAUAACAUAACCACAAAGGUGCUGGACCCCGAUGUAUUCAAGGGAAAAUACGCCGCCGAUAAGUAUGAGCCCAUAACAACAUUAAUUGAGCUCGAUUUGGCCUACAAUGAUUUGCAUGCAUUGCAAAAUGAUCUCUUCGAACAUUUGCCAAACUUGGAAAUUUUGAUUUUAUGCAAAAAUACAUUCCAGGUGAUCGAUACCUCUACUUUGGUGGCAAUAGCCAGUUUAUCGUCUCUAAAGACAUUGGAUAUGUCCUAUAUGGAAAUCAGCGUUUUACCGGAAACUAUUUUCCAUAGCCCAAAUGAAUUGGAGACCUUAAUACUGUCCGGCAACUUAUUCCAUGAAGUUCCCAAGGCAUUUAAAUGGACCAAAAAUCUGAAGAAAUUAGUUUUGGAUGAAAAUCCUUUGGGUGAUUUCGUAAAGGGCAACUUCUCUGAUUCGCUGAAUACACUGCAGUAUUUGAGUAUUUCAUUUUUGACCGACACAACUCGUAUUGGUCCUGGAGCCUUAAAUGUUUUACAAAAUUUGACUACUCUGAUCGCCUCAGAUAACCCGCGCCUAUCGUCCAUACAUGAAUUGGCUUUUACCAAAAACACCACAAAUCCAGAUAUCUUUGCUUAUCCACCUCUUACUAAGUUAUAUUUAAAUAAUAAUAAUCUUCGAAAAUUGGAACGCGAAUGGAUACAACGCUGGGAUCUAGUUAAAACUAUCGACUUGCGUUACAAUCCUUGGGCCUGUGACUGUAGCAACAGCUAUCUCAUUCAUACUCUAAUGAAAGAAAUCAACACCACAACCCCUCAAUUGACCAAGAACGUGGUAUGCUCCACUCCCGAGGCAUGGAAGAACCGACCACUCCUCCAAUUGACGGCCGACAACAAGGAGCUGAUUUGCGAAAAUGCCAACCAGCCGGCCAAGGAUGGAAUAGUUUUGAUAAGCAUUUUGGUUGGCAUCCUAAUCGGCAUUCCCCUGACAUUGGGCGCCUUGGUGAUUUAUCGCCGUGGCUGCUUUGGCCUAUUGAACCGCAUUAAUCCAAGUUCUCCACGAUAUAAUCGUGCUAGUUUUGCUGAUGAUUACCAUAUAUAAAUUAAGUCUGUAGCAUUCCUAUCAAACUUGUAUGUGUAGUUGUUAUUUAUACUUAUUUCCAAUGCCCUUGUUAAAUGUGUAUUUACGCUAUCUUUCGUUCCUG
Molecule: messenger RNA, 1898 nt
Organism: Stomoxys calcitrans (stable fly)
Lineage: Eukaryota; Metazoa; Arthropoda; Insecta; Diptera; Muscidae
Product: leucine-rich repeat neuronal protein 1
Exons: 7
Coding region: 230-1795 (521 amino acids)
Cellular component (GO): extracellular matrix
Molecular function (GO): protein binding
Source: RefSeq, a predicted model, not a curated record